Messenger RNA from Brachypodium distachyon (stiff brome), 972 nucleotides. Its product is annotated as transcription factor IBH1-like 1. Lineage: Eukaryota; Viridiplantae; Streptophyta; Magnoliopsida; Poales; Poaceae. The transcript has a single exon. The record is from RefSeq and is a predicted model, not a curated record. Gene Ontology annotation, biological process: regulation of DNA-templated transcription. The coding region runs from base 186 to 725 and encodes 179 amino acids.
AACACACACAAGGCUAGCUUGUUUGUACGAAUCGACAUUGCCAAUAUAAUGCGCAUACGCAUGCAGCAAGCAGCGGCCCAGUUCAUGCCAAGUUCGUGAUCGAUAAGAUUUGAAUUUUUGUUUUCGUCCCGAUCCGUCCGGCCCGUUACAAUCGAUCGCCAUUCGCCGGUCAUUUAUAGCUAGGCAUGCAAGGCUCCAUGGAGUUCAAGCAGGCGUUGCUGGAGAAGCUGCUGCUGGGGCUCCGGGAGCGCGGCGUGGCGUCGGGCGAGAUGGGAUUCCACGAGCGGAAGAGCGGCAUCAAGCGUGCCGCCGACACCGCCCUCGCCUCCGCCAGGGGCGCCGCGCCGCGCUGGAGCCGGGCCCUGCAGCGUGCUGCCGCGGCAGCGUCAACGACGACGACGGCAGAUCGGCUCGCGCAGACGACCACUCGGGGCGCCGGCCGCAGGUGUUCCACGACGUCGUCGCUCGCAUUGUCGAGCAAGAAGAUGACUAUCUUCAAGAGGCGGAGGCCGAGGAAGGCCGGCGGCGCGGCGAAGGCGUGCAGCCUGGCGAGGGCCAUGGCGAGGAAGAGGGCUGGAGUGUUGAGGGGGAUCGUGCCAGGAGGUAAGGGGAUGGACGAUGAGCGCACGUUGCUGCGGGAAACGCUAGACUAUGCCGUGUGUCUCAGAGCUCAGGUCGAUGUAAUGCAGCUUCUCGUCAGGGCUCUUCAAGCUCACAAACCCUAGAGAGGCUAGGAGUAAGCAAAUCCACCGAUGACCGAUCUUAUUUCUCUUCUCUCUUGCCGCCUACUGUUUUGUACGUAGUACUAUUUGUUCCACAUUUUCAUUUCUCCUCAUUUCUGGUUCAUUAGCACUGAUCUGAGAUCAUCAUAAAGGCCUUAAUUAGGAUCAUUGAUAUAUUUGUACUUUAGGUGCGAUAUUGUGUAAAUACGUUUCCCUUUUUAUACUAGCAAAAGGCGGUCUGCACCCACGA